Nothoprocta perdicaria is the source of this 1097-nucleotide messenger RNA. RefSeq names its product paired related homeobox 2 (gene PRRX2). Gene Ontology annotation, biological process: regulation of DNA-templated transcription. The transcript has 4 exons. Gene Ontology annotation, molecular function: DNA-binding transcription factor activity, RNA polymerase II-specific; DNA binding. Bases 1 to 738 code for a protein of 245 amino acids. NCBI's taxonomy places the organism in Eukaryota, Metazoa, Chordata, Aves, Tinamiformes, Tinamidae. The record is from RefSeq and is a predicted model, not a curated record.
AUGGACUCGGCGCCAGCCUUCGCCAUGGACAAGGCGUUCGCCCCCAGCGCCGCGCGCGGCCCGGAGCCGCCCGAAAAUGCCCAAAGCCGGAAAAACUUCAGCGUGAGCCACCUCCUCGACCUGGAGGAGGUGGCGGCCGGCAUGAACGGGACCCCCCCCGGCGGCCCCCCGCCCGCCGGCAAGGCCGUGCCGGAGCCGUCGGGAGGCAGCAGCGGCAGCGAGGCAGCGCCCCAGGACGGUGAGAGCCUGAGCCCAAGCCGCGGGGCCACCAAGAGGAAGAAGAAGCAGAGGAGGAACCGCACCACGUUCAACAGCAGCCAGCUCCAGGCUCUGGAGAGAGUCUUUGAGAGGACGCACUACCCCGACGCCUUCGUGCGAGAGGAGCUGGCGAGGAGGGUCAACCUCAGCGAGGCGCGAGUCCAGGUUUGGUUUCAGAACCGGAGGGCCAAGUUUCGCCGUAACGAGAGGGCAAUGUUGGCCAACAGAUCGGCAUCGCUCCUCAAAUCCUACAGCCAAGAGGCAGCCAUUGAGCAGCCCAUGGCCCCGCGGCCCUCCGCUCUGACCCCAGAAUAUCUCUCCUGGACGAGCACCUCUCCGUACAGCACUGUGCCAUCCUACAGCUCAAGUGGGACCGCGACGCCCGCCCAAGGAGUGAACAUGGCCAACAGCAUCGCCAGCCUACGCCUCAAGGCCAAAGAGUUCAGCCUGCAUCAGAACCAGGUGCCAACUGUGAACUGACUUGGGCAGAACCCCUCUGGUGCCCUCAUCCAAGAUACCAAUGUGGAGCUCCUGUGCCGGGCUCGGACAAACCCAGCGCCCGCCCAACCCAAGUACCACUCAUCCGACGUCUCAGCACCUCUCCUCUCCUCUCCCCUUCUGAAGGUAGAGCCAGUCCCAGUCCAAAGCGGCACAUAAUUAUAGACACAUAUGGAGCUAACUUGGGUAGAAACUUGCUUUUCAGCACAUCCGUAUAAUAAAGGCUAUAUAUACACACACAUACCCCCCACACUCUUGGAGGAUAAACAGACUUGCCAAGCUAACAAGAAUUCGCUUCCAAACAUGGGAGGAUCUUGGACCAUUGGUUUUGACCAAUUUGG